Diatraea saccharalis (sugarcane borer) is the source of this 3882-nucleotide messenger RNA. NCBI's taxonomy places the organism in Eukaryota, Metazoa, Arthropoda, Insecta, Lepidoptera, Crambidae. The record is from the annotation of a GenBank genome assembly.
AGGCGAGGUUUGUUUUGUUAUGGCUGCGUGUUUUUUUAAGGUUAUAACUUGUAUGUGUUUUCAAAAUGAGUAAAUAUUAUCAUAUUGUUCCGUGGUUCAAUAGUCAAGAGUGGCUUCAAGUUUAUGAAAAUUUGUAUAUUACUUUCAAUAAAGAAGAAGCACUUCAUUUAAUGUUAAUUUGGAAAGCAAGAUGCCCUUCUUUGCCAUCUGGUAUAGAAUCGACAUUAUCACUAUUACAAGUGUCAAUACAAGAUGAAACUGAAAGUAAUAUUGCCAAUGACCAGUUACUCCGACUGGCAUAUUCAUCUGCUGUUAUGCGGUUUGUAAACCAUAUGCUCGACACUGAAACCGCUAAAGGUAGCAGUUUGUAUCAAGCUGCAAGGAACUUGGGUGUACCAGAUUGGAUUAUAGAUUUACGACACGAUACUGCUCAUAGUAAUAAUUUGCCUUCCAUAGAAUUACUAAGGGAAGCAACUCAAAUAGGUUUAGAUUGGCUUGGGAAAAAUUAUUGGAUUAAAUAUAAAGAAUGUAUCCAAGAUUUUAUAACCGGUGAUAGAUCACAUUCAUUUACAACGGAAACAAACAAAAUUGCAUCUGUUAUUCAAUUCUGUACGUCCCUUAGCUUUUGUUCUCAUUCCAAAUGCAAAUUCAAGAGUUUGUCAGAAAUUCCUGAUGCAAGUAUGAGAGAAACUCUAGUCAAUGAUGCAAAAGAAUUAUUUGGAGAUCAAUAUGAUUUUACAAAUUUGAAAACGGUAUCAGUCCAAUCUUUGGUUGAUAUUUUGAACAUGAGAUCUAAGAGCUUACUCAGAAAUAAGGAUGUCAUUGUACUUGCUAAUCAAGCUUUACUUGGACAAGAUUCCUUAUUUCUUUCUAUGGAACUUUCAACUUUUAUGGGCAAUGAUGAUUUUGAACACAAGAAGAGGCUAUCACCAAGUUAUGUGAAAUGUUUUGAAUUGCUACUGACUUUUUUACAUUCAAAUGAUAUGUUAUUGGAUUUUUUAUUAGAAUUAAUUGAGAUUACAAAUAAGAGUGAUAAUGAUGAACACAAAUGUUUAUUAGCAGCAUUAUGGUGUUCAGAAAUCUUAAAAGCUUUAGAAAAAUCAAAGUGUUUCAUAGAAAAAUUGAAAAGAUUGGGCUCAACAGAUGUUCAGACUAAAACAAAUGAAGAAUUAAGGUCUCUUUAUCAUCAUUGGUUUCCUAAUCAAAAAGUAAAUGGUCUUUUGUUGGACAUGCAAAAAUCAGUUCCAUCUCAACUGAAGAACAUUCAAUUUUUGCAACCAAUUAUAACAACAUAUAAUGAAUAUUUACAAUUCUUUAUAAAGGAUCUCCUAAAUUUAGUGGAACCUAAAUUACCUAACAUUGUGACAGAUAAUAUAUGCAACUUAUCAAAAUUGAUAUCAUCACCAAACAAUUUUCAGGCAGGAACAGUAUCAACAAAAAUUUAUACCAUAGAAGACUUAACAGUAGAGGAAGUGAACAAAUCACUAGGUAAUAACAAAUGUGAUUCAUCAACAGGUAUUCUAUCUACUUCUAUAGAAAAACCAAUGUCUACCAGUAUUGGCAUAUGGAAACAGUCUUCUGGACAUCAUGAUUGGACGAAAUGUCCUAUAGGCCUAGUACCAUGGCAGUAGUGUUUUUAUUUAAUUUUUAGAAUGUUGUACUAUGAAAAUAAAAUAUGAUUUUCACAGCAAUUAUUUAUUUUUUUUAUAAUUUGUAUACAGGUGUAAUGUUUUGGUUACAUUUCAUAUCUCGACACAUUACAAGAAUCCUAAAAUUAAAUUGAACAAUAUACACAUUAUAUAUUACAAGAUUCAUUAAUGAUUAACAUAUAGGAAACCUCACAGUCAAAUAACAUACAGAAUUAUAAAAUGACAACUUGUAAACAGCAUAGCAUAGGUAUGUAUUGGUCCUUAGAAAUACAACUAUAGAUCUAGUAUACACGGCAAGCAAUUAUUUCUAAACUGUAGAAAUAUCAAAGUAAUAUCAUGUAUAAAAACCACAUCUGCUCUACUCUAACAUUUGUAUAGCAGAAAUUUCUUAAAAAAACUAGCUUGUUAAAAGAAUCAAGUAUGUAUAUGAAAAAUACUUAGUUAUAUCACUUUCACAAAAAUUUUACAAUUUGGUUUAAAAUAGAGGAUUGUUUAAUAGAAUUUGUUUCCCUAAGAAUUUCAUAUAUGGGUAAAAUUUUCAAAGUCCAAACCCAACAUUUAUUACAAGCAGGGCUUGAAACCUUAUUUAAAAUGGUUCUCCAGACAUUAAUAUGGUCUAAUCUGGUAUGUAAUUUCACAAAUGGUGGUAUCGUUUAAUUUACUAUAAGCUUAAUACAGACAUAUUUUUCUACAAUUGUUUUUUUUAAUAUAUAAUACAUCAGGUUUUGUCUUAACAGGUUUCAAGCCCUAUAUACUGUAAUACUUAUAAAUGAAAUGAAACAGGCACCAGUUAGGAUCAAAUCAAUUUAUGAAAUUGAAAUCAUAAUUGACAGGCACUUCGUAAACUAAAUUAGCUGAUAGCCAUUACAAAAGUCAAUAGUCACAGUACUUUCUAAAAGUCACUAAGCUAUAUAAUAAUAUUUACAAAACGGAACUCGCGCGUUCUAUCUACACACAAUUCUAUUUUUAGUGUUGAUACUCCUAGGCAAAGUCACAUUGCACAUAUUUAUUGACAUUAUUACCAAAUAACUUAUAUCAAAUUACAUUAUCAUUGAGUAUGUCUGUUAUUGGGGCAUUUCCUAACGUUCUGUUAAAAAUAAUUACGUCUUACUAAAAGCUAUAUAUAAAUAAACGUGAAAGCAUAAUAUAUGUAGAUUUAACAAUAUUAGUAUUAAAAAGAAUCAACGUCACCAGCCACAAGAAAGCCUGCUAAAAUCAAUUUAGUUUCGAAAGGCACAGGUAAUACAGUAUAGAUUUUGCUCACACAACUUUUUAGUACUAACGAAUUCGAUCUCGCUAUGCACAUUCUCAUUGCAAAGUUUGGUUUAAAAUAAGACAACCUUUUAAAAUGUUCCUUGAUUUAGAACAGCUGUGGUGAGAUUCUUUCUGUAUGUAUUAAUAAAUAUGUAUCAUAUUUUUGUUAUAAUUAUAACAAUAAGGCAAAAUUAUUAAAAUAUUGAGCAUACAAAUAAUCUAAUGAAUAUUAGAAAAAACCUUAAUUCAAAUAAGUAGUCACAGAAACAUUCGUUGUUUGAAUAAUAAACAGUUUAAAACUAAAGAAAAAAGAGGAUAAAAUAUUUGUGACUUAUUACAAUAUAAAAUCAAUAGCUUAUCAGUAGACAGUCUUUUUGAUUAAGAAAGCAAUAUAAUAAAAGAUAAAAUAAGGUACGCAUAUUUUGGAUAGAAACGUGAAGGUACGUAUUAUAUUCACAGAAUGUCAUACUUUCGUUUUAUAUAAAAUGUAUGGCAACAGUGAUAAAAAUGUGUCAUGGUGUAAUUAUAUGAGGGUUCAACGUUCGUUUUAAAAUUCGUGUGUCUAUCAACAUUAAAAAUAAUACCUAAAAUAAAUGUAUCAAUAAGAAGUUAACGAAGUAUGAAGUUAACUGAAAUCGGAUAAAAGAUAUAUAUUUCGAUGGGACCAAAAAUUUUAUCAACAUCACCGACACAAGUUUACAUAUUGUAGGUAUGUAUAUCAAGAAACGAAUUAUAUAUAACAAUAUGUGUUUUUGAUAGACUAGUAAUCGAUAAAAUCAAACCUAACUAAAACAAACUUGGAUGUAUGUAUCGUCGGCGCUUCAUUUGACUUUAGCGUAAUCAUGUAGUUGUGAAGCUAUGAGCCUAUUACAGGUAACUAUCAUGAAUAACGAACGUUCAUAUAACGCGAUCGAUUCAAAAUAUUUACUCUUUGAACUCGCCCUCAAGCACUCUGUCAAAUAUGGGGUCGCAGAGUUCG